Messenger RNA from Nematolebias whitei (Rio pearlfish), 2081 nucleotides. RefSeq lists its product as uncharacterized. Gene Ontology annotation, molecular function: protein binding. The transcript has 11 exons. Lineage: Eukaryota; Metazoa; Chordata; Actinopteri; Cyprinodontiformes; Rivulidae. The record is from RefSeq and is a predicted model, not a curated record. The coding region runs from base 1 to 1935 and encodes 644 amino acids.
AUGUCUGUAGAAGUCCUGAUCCAGGUCCUGAUCCAGGUCCUGAUCCAAAGUCCUCCUCCUGCUCUGCAUAUCUGCAUCCGGCUGUCCUUCUUCACCCUCUCUGUGAGUUUGCAGUGCAUCAUGGGACUUACAGUCCUCCCCAUGCUCGUCCUGUUCUUGAUGACAUCAUCAUUAUGUGGUGGGGUGGGCGUGACCAGCCCUGGGGGCGCCAUCUCCUGUCCCCUGCAGUGUGUGUGUGAGACCCGACCGUGGUACACGCCGCAGUCCGUGUACCACCAGGCCAGGACCGUGGACUGCAACGAGCUCCACCUACAGAGAGUUCCAGCCAACGUCUCUGUGGACACGCAGGUCCUGCUGCUGCAGAGCAACAACAUCUCCUCCAUCACCUCCGAACUGCAGAACCUGAGGAACCUGACUGAGCUGGACCUGUCCCAGAACCACCUGACACAGGUGAGCUCCCUGGGUCUGUCCUCUCUGGGACACCUGGUGACUCUGUACCUGGAGGAGAACCACAUAGAGGAGCUGGAGGACUACGGUCUGCGGAACCUGUCCAGCCUGGAAGAACUUUACAUCAACCACAACCAGAUCUCCUCUAUUGGACCCAAAGCCUUUGCUGGUCUCACUAACCUCCUCCGGAGGGUGUCUCUGCGCUCCAACCCCCUGCGGUGUGACUGUCUAAACUCCUGGGGGCCUCACCUCGGCAACCAGUCUCACCUCAGACUGCUGGAGUCCUCUGUCACCGUCUGCGCCUUCCCGCCACACUUGAUUGAUCGGGAGCUACAGGAGGUGGUGGCAGCUGGGUGGGGCGGGGGCGGAGCCAACAGCUGCUUGCCGCACAUCUCUCCUCACACCUUCCCACCCACCGUGAACGUCAGCGUUGGACAGCCAAUCACCUUGGACUGUUGGGCAGACGCUGACCCCGCCCCUCAGUUCUACUGGGUGACACCAAGUGGAGACAAGGUGAGCUCCGAGGCCGAGGCUGCACCAAUCGUAUGGGAGGAGGGGCGUGGCCUGAGCAGGAAGAAGAAACACCGCCUGUCUGAGCCCGGAGCGUUGGUGAUGGAGCGUGCGGAGCCGUCAGACGCAGGUGUGUACACCUGCGUGGCCUGGAACAUGGAGGGGGCAGACACCAAGAGUGUCUCCGUGUCCGUGGAGCCUCAGGGGUCUGGAGGGGGAAUGCUGUGGGGCGAUGAGCCCAGGAGGGAGCAGUUCUGGCCGGGGAAUUGGUCCAGCGCUGCAGCCUCUCUGGUGGUGCUCGCUAAGGUGGUGCACGCCCGCUCGGUGGUGUUAGCGUGGAAACUGUAUCCGAGCAGAGGAGCGUUGUUUGACUCCGCCCUCCCUCUGCCCCGCUGGACCAGUGCCGCUGUGCACAUCCACAACUCUCAGAUAAGCUACACGGCCAAGGUCCCAGCUGACGUUCAGGAGUACAACCUGACGCACCUCCUUCCUGCCACAGAGUACCACAUCUGUCUCAGCAUCUCCUCCUCCCCCACGCCUCCUCCCAGCUCCUCUCCCACCUCCCUCUCUGUGUCCUCCCCCAUCCCAUUCUCUCCCGUCCACACCUCCUGCUUGAAUGUCACCACCAGGGAGGCGGGUUUCUCCGUGGAACUGAUGGCGUCGCGGCGCAGCAGCGUGGCGCUGGCGGCGGUCAUGGGCUCCGUGGUGGCCCUGUCCAUCAUGGCGCUGCUCGUGGCGUACAUGGGGCGCCGUGCACAGCAGCACAAAACCUGCGGCCACUCGCUGAAGAAGUACAUGCAGCACGCCACGGCCAUCCCUCUCAAUGAGCUGUACCCGCCGCUCAUCACGCUGUGGGAGAGCGAGGCUGAGAAGGACAAGGACGACAAGGAGGACGAAGAGAUCAGAAGACAGGUUGGAGGAGAUGAGGAGAAGGCCGGGAGGAGGCAGAUCAACACCACCAAGACCUACAUGUGGUAGCUGGAGGAGGAUCAGGACAACAGGGCUCCCUCAGGAGCCUGACAGACAAACUGAAGGGUGCAAUUAACCCAAGAGCUGCUGGUCGGGGGGAACUCUCAUCAGCUGCUGAGAACGAGGCGGGGCUACUGUUAUUAGAUAAUAAAGAA